AUGGCUCGGGUCGAGUUCUCUAUGUGGGGGUUUUGUUUUAUGUUUAUGUUAGCUCAAUACCAAGUACAAGAAGCGCAAGGUGCAGAGUCUGUACCUGGUCUUGGCAUCAAUUGGGGUGCAUUAGCAUCCCACCCUUUGAAUCUUAACAUUGUGGUAAAUAUGUUGAAGGAUAAUGGGAUCAAGAAAGUUAAACUUUUCGAUGCAGAUCCUUGGACAGUGAGUGCUUUGUCUGGUACAGACAUAGAAGUCAUGGUGGGAAUUCCUAAUGAUCAAUUGAGUAAAUUUGCUGGAAGUAGCCAUAAUGCAGAACAUUGGGUGAAAGCAAACAUCACCAAACGUCUUCAUGGUCAUCAUGGGGCCGUGAAAAUCAGACCACAUUCCCAGCAAUGCAAAAUAUUGGCCAUCGACAAGGCUGGUCUUGGAGACACAGUGAAGGUUACUACUGCUUUAAAUGCUGAUGUUUAUGAGUCUUCUUCAGGCAAGCCAUCAGAUGGAAAUUUUCGGAGUGACAUUGGUGACGAUAUAAAACAAAUACUGAGUUUCCUUCACGAAAGAAACUCACCAUUUCUUGUCAACAUAUACCCUUUCCUUAGUCUCUACCAGGAUGACAAUUUUCCAGAAGAAUUUGCCUUCCUUGACGGUCAAGGCAGAAUAGUUCAAGACAAAAACGUGCAAUAUAGCAACGUGUAUGACGCAAAUUUAGACACCCUUGUUUGGUCAUUGAGAAAAGCUGGUUACCCUGACAUGAGAAUCGUGGUUGGUGAAAUUGGAUGGCCAACUGAUGGUGACAAAAAUGCUAAUAACAAGAAUGCAAAAAGGUUCUACGAAGGGCUACUCAAGAAAAUGGGACAGGAUAAAUGGCCUAUUGCUGCUAAAGGUGUCGUGUACCAAGAACGUAAAUGGUGUGUCCUAAACAGUGAUGUUAAGAACUUGAGCCUUGUACCAAGUGCACUAGACUAUGCUUGUGCUGGUGCUGAUUGCACAAGCUUAGGAUUUGGUUGUUCAUGCGAAAAUUUAGACCUGGCUACCAAUGCUUCAUAUGCUUUCAACCAGUACUUUCAAUCAAAGGGACCAAAAGUUGAGGCUAAGCUUGUAAUUUCAAUGGAUUAG
Sphenostylis stenocarpa is the source of this 1110-nucleotide messenger RNA. The record is from the annotation of a GenBank genome assembly. NCBI's taxonomy places the organism in Eukaryota, Viridiplantae, Streptophyta, Magnoliopsida, Fabales, Fabaceae.